Molecule: messenger RNA, 1209 nt
Organism: Actinia tenebrosa (Australian red waratah sea anemone)
Lineage: Eukaryota; Metazoa; Cnidaria; Anthozoa; Actiniaria; Actiniidae
Product: E3 ubiquitin-protein ligase TRIM71-like
Source: RefSeq, a predicted model, not a curated record
UCAAGAAUGUGAUGGAAAGAGGACUGGCAAGUGAAAUGAUGAACAUUCAAGAGACACAAUGCUCUCAGAAAUUCAUCUUUAACCACUUUUUAUCAUCCYCAAGAAUUGAAUUUCAUCCCAAUCAAGGGCUGAUGGGACAAGUUAUUUCAGGACUGGGAGAAAUACAAACUUGUUUGAAAACAGAMCAUACGGAGAGCACUAUUCAGGUGAAAUCUGAGACAGAAGCGUUAAAGAAAGAGAUGCUAGUGUUGAUAACUAAAUCCUUUACAGGAGAAGUCAAUUAUGAUGCAAGGGAUGUUAUAGACGUUCAAAUCAAGCCUGAAGAAAAUGUGAAAAUAGAAAAGAAAUAUGUGAGAACUGAUGGUAAAGUAGAAGUUGAAUUCAUGGCUAAAGUAGCUGGUCAGUUGACAGCAGAGGUUCAAGUGAAUGGGAAUCAUGUAUCUAACAGUCCACUAGUGGUGAAUGUGAAGCCACAAAAAAUGAAAACAUCAGGAAAGCUUAAAAUGAAAGGUGUAAAUAUAGGAUCUAGUAAUUUAAAAGGUAUAGCAGUAAAUAGAGACAAUAGCAGGAUCGCUGUUUCAAAUAAUUUUUUUGACUGUGUCCAUGUGUUAACCAAUGAUGGAGAUCUCUUACUGACGUAUGGUAGUCGAGGUAGUGCACAGGGGCAGUUGUCAGAUAGUCCUCAAGGUGUAGCAUUUCUGAAUGAUACAGAUUUAGUCAUAGCAGACUGGGGUAAUCAUAGAAUAUGUAUAGUGAACACUACAACAGGGACAUUGGUAAAAACCUUUGGUAACCAAGGUAACGGAGAUAGACAGUUUGAUAAUCCAUAUGGAGUACACGUUGAUGACGAUGGUAACAUCAUUGUGUGUGAUGGUGGUAAUCAUCGUGUUCAAGUCUUCACAAGAGACGGUGACUAUGAAUAUCAGUUUGGUUUGACAACACAGGACAAGUUUGAUCCAUAUGAUGUGAUAACACAUGAUGGACUGUUUUACGUCAGUGAUAAGAAUAAUCAUGUUAUUCAUGUAUUUGAGAAGAAAGGUAACGUACCGACUAGAAUAUCGACGAUUGGUGGUGAAGGCAGUGCUGAUGGUCAGCUGAAUAAACCAUGUGACCUGGCUAUUGAUAAUGACCAUCAUCUACUGGUGUGUGAUAGUUAUGCUAAACGCGUGCAAAAAUUCACAUUGGAUGGUCGUUUAGUAGGAAAGACUU